Paramecium octaurelia is the source of this 554-nucleotide messenger RNA. The record is from the annotation of a GenBank genome assembly. NCBI's taxonomy places the organism in Eukaryota, Ciliophora, Oligohymenophorea, Peniculida, Parameciidae.
AAUAAAUCAUAAUGGGUAUUCCACUAUCAACUAUAUUUGAUUCAUGGUUCUCAAAGAAAGAAAUGAGAAUAUUAAUGGUCGGCUUAGAUGCAGCUGGCAAAACCACUAUUUUGUAUAAAUUGAAACUUGGAGAGGUAGUUCAUUCUGUUCCAACUAUUGGAUUCAACGUUGAAAAGGUUGAAUAUAAAAAUAUCAGUUUCACUGUUUGGGAUAUUGGAGGUUAAGAUAAAUUGAGAUUAUUAUGGAGACAUUACUUCACUGGUUCUUAAGGAAUCAUUUUUGUUAUUGAUUCAUCAGAUAAAGAAAGAAUUAAUAUAGCCAAAGAAGAAUUAAUGAGAUUAAUGGGUGAUGAAGAAUUAAGAGAUGCUGCACUUUUAAUUUUAGCAAAUAAAUUUGAUAUCUCUCAAGUUACUGUUGAUGAAUUAAUAUCUAAAUUGGAGUUAUAAAGCAUGAGAAGAGAAUGGUUUGUAUAAACUACUUGCGCAAUUACUGGCGAUGGACUUUAUCAAGGAUUAGAUUGGUUAUCAAAACAAUUCAAAAAAAGAAAAAACUGA